Messenger RNA from Stylonychia lemnae, 2535 nucleotides. The record is from the annotation of a GenBank genome assembly. NCBI's taxonomy places the organism in Eukaryota, Ciliophora, Spirotrichea, Sporadotrichida, Oxytrichidae.
AUGGAGCAAGCUCAUCCAGGGAAAUAUAUAGGAUCAAUUCAGGAUAGCAUUAGUGGUAAAGGCACCUACGUCUACUUAAAGGGAAUAUACUCUUCAUAAAAGGGAUUUGUGUGCUAGAUUAAAUAAGAUGAUGGCAGAAAUAGGAUUGAAGUGCGUAAUGAAGAACAAAAAACUAGUGCAAAAAAAAGCAUCAAUAAUUAAAGCAAUUUAGGAGAUAUUAAUGAUGCUUCUAAAAUUGCUCUCAACACCUUAGGUUAGCCAUAAAUUGGAGAGAUAGUCUAUGCAAAGAUCACAAGAGUAGAGUAGAAUUUUGCUAGAGCUGAUAUAUUAUCAGUCGGCAGUACAGCCCUCAAUACUAUAUUCCAAGGCAUUAUGUUCAAGGAAAAUGUAAGGAGCUAUGAUAUUGAAAAUUUAGAUAUGCUGAAAUGCUUUAAGCCGAAUGAUGUGAUUAAAGCCAAAAUAGUGUCUUAGUAAGGUGCAGGCAACUAAAACUCGACAUUACUAUCAACAGUAGAGGACGAACUUGGAGUGGUAUUUGCUAGGAGUGAAGAAAGUGGUUAUUUAAUGAUUCCCAGAUCCUGGAAUGACUUUUAGUGUGUCAAAACAAAGAAAAAGGAAAAGAGAAAGGUUGCUAGGCCAGAGUUAAGCAGUAACUUAAAGUCAUCAAUAAAUUAUAAAAUGUCCCACGAAAAGGAUAUCACUCUGUUCUCUAGAUCAGGUAAACAGACUAAUUACUAGUAUCUGUGUUUCAGCAAGAAAAAAGAAGAAGAGGAAGAAUUGGUAAAGCCGAAGUUGACAAAAGAAGAGAAAAUAAUUGCUAAGAUGCCAAAAGAAAUACUCUAUGAAAAAGUAAAGGCAGAUUUAUAGGGGAAAGAGACUAAUAUCAUCAAAGAAUAUAUAUAGUAGGAAGAGCGAAGAAGAAAAUAAUAGUUUAAGGAAGCUGUUAAGAAAAUGUAGAAACCUCCAUUGAUAAAACCAUAACUGUAGGGUGAUUAGCAAUAACUUCAGUCUUAGUAAACUGGCUUAGAAACCACCUAAAAUUAGCAAUAAGUUUAUUAAAACCUCUAACCCUUGCCUUAGCUAGGACCUUAGGCCACAUCUCCAGCCUAAUAAAUGAAUUCAACUUAACACACAUUGCAUGGAGAGAGUAGGAAUUAGACUAUCAAUCAACAAAAGAAGUAAUUGUUUAAAGGUCAAAGUUCUAGCUUCAGAUCUGUGCCCCGAGAGCAAGUAUCAUUUUUGUAUAAAACAAACCCAGAUGGAAAUGGAGAAUUCAAGUAUAAUCCAAAGAUGUCUGUAGUGAAGAGAAAACUUGCCAGUGACUUCAAGUUCAACUACGGGGAACCGGCUUAACCUAGAAUUAAAAAUGAGGAAGAUCAUCUUUGCACAAAAGGAAACGAAGCUAAGAGUUUAAUGAAUAAAUUUAAGUCAUAGAUAAAUAACCUUAAUUAAGGUGAUGGUUAUAACGACCUAGAAAGUUCACCAAUGAGAAAGUAUUAAGACAUGUCAAUUUACGAAAUUAAUAAUGAGAUUAAAAACAAAAAUAAAGAAGUAAUGUAAUAUCUGGAAUAGACUAAUGUCCUUAUCGAAAGUCAAAUAGAGCAGUAGGGGAAAUUUUAAAAGAUAAGGUCACCAGUGUUAAUGGAUAAAAAAAGAAAUAGAAAAUCUAUAUUUGAAGAAUUGCAAGGCCCUCAUGAGGGAAGAUUUGAACUUAUCAAUAUAAAUCCCUCAGUCCUUUCCACUUAUGUGAAUCCUAAUCCACCUGACUUUAAGAGAUAUGGGAUAAGAGAACAUUAUAAAUAAGAAUAAGAUAAUCCUAAGAAUUUAAAGCCCUAGCCUUAGUAUGCCCCAAAUUAUGAGUACAAUAAAAAGUCAUUGGCAUUAGGCCAAAAUAAUUUUGAUAAGUAAACUGAUAGAGAAUAACAGAUCAAUUACUAUAUUGGCAAGACAAGAAACGACUAAAAUAUUGGCCAAUUCCACUAUACAGAUAAAGCCCACUUAGCCUUUAAUAAACUAUCAAAUGUAAGAGAAAACAACUCAAUUAUUGAUUUUACCAAGUCUGCUGCUAGAGAUAACUCAAUGUAUAUGCUGAGUGAUGGCUAUAAUUUAGAUUAAAAGCAAGACUCCUUUCUUGAUAAGAUUCUAGACUUGGGUGUUCAUCAGAGAAAGAAGGUCUCACAUAUAGUAUCAGACGUUUUAAAUUACCGUGGUGAUAAUAGCAUUGGAAGUAUGAUGCAUCUUAACUCUACUGGAACUGAUUCGUUAGUACUAUAAAAUACUAUGGAAUUGGGGAAGAUUGAGAGAAUAUACAGGCUGGGAAAAAACAAAUAUAAAAUAUUGAACGAUAAAGGAUUUAGCAAAGAAAUGGGUAAGGGUCUAACUUCAGAUGACGUAAGGGGCAUGACAUUGGAAUAAAAGCUUUUGUCUGGCUAUUAUACAACAACCAAUGAAAAUAUUGAAGCAGCAAAGGCUAUUGAUACUGAUAGAAGAAGCAAGAGCACCAAGAAACCUUCGCUUAAUCUAUCAGCUAUUUGA